GAGUUUCGGAACAUAAGAGUCGACUCAAUAACAGCGAAGGCACAAACAGUCAAUUUCAUUAAAAGACCUUCAUCGACUGGUAUCGAGUAAACCCUUGGAUAAAAUGCAUAACCAAGAAACAGUAGCGAGGCUUAAAUAAAGGGUAUGCGCAGUCGUGCAGUCAAGGCCAACAUAACAGGCACGUUCCUGCAUCGGUUUUUUUCCUUCUGCAUCAGGCCAAUAAAACAAACAUCAAACACCUUCCUGCAUCAGUUUUGUCCUCAGAGAAGCUCUCGUUGCCCUACUAACAAUGUUCAUCAGCAACACGUAUAUCCCAUCUUACCCAACAUCUCCUCUCUACUUAUCCCAAAAGCUAACAAUUUGUUCUGGCUUCGUUCAUCUUAUUUUUCUUCUGCUUUGCAACCGUUUGAAGAAACGUCGCAAAGAGAUCGACUUGUACAGGAUGCUCGCUUUUACAGUGUCCUUGAUUUCAUUAAAUCCUCCACUGUAGUACCUAACAUUGUAACUGCCUGCAUUGGCCAUUGCAUUGCUCUAAAGAUAGGUUCUCUUGCUCACUUGCCCAUUUCCACCUCUCUUCUCACUGUGUAUUCUAGAGCCAGAGAUUUCGGGUCGUCAUUGGCUUUGUUUGAUGAAAUUCAUAACCGGGAUGUGAUCAUUUGGAAUGCUAUGAUUACUGCAUCCGUUGAAAAUGGAUGCUCUAGUGCAGCAAUUAGUUCUUUUAUGGAGAUGACUGAAGAGGGAACCGGGUUUGAUUCAACAACUCUAUUGGUAGUCACAUUGGCUUCAUCCCAUAUGAAUAACUUGAGACAAGGACAAGCUCUUCAUGGAUUGGGCUUCAAGGCCGGGAUGCUUCUUGAAUCUAUUCUAUGCAAUGCACUCACAGACAUGUAUGCAAAAUGCGGUGAUUUGAGCUCUUCAGAGCGUGUGUUUUCAUGGAUGGAGUGUAGAGAUAUUAUCUCAUGGAAUUCGAUUAUAAGUGGAUGCCUUUAUAAUAAUCGUCCUGAAAAAUCUUUAAUGUACUUCAAGGAGAUGGCUUUUUUUGGAGAACGAGCAGAUAGUGUAAGUCUGUCUAGUGCUAUUUCUGCAUCUUCUUGUCUAGGAGAGCUGAUUUUUGGUCAGAUCAUUCAUGGUUGGGGAAUUAAACUGGGUUAUGAGAACUCCCACAUUUCAGUUGCCAACUCUCUGAAUUCUUUAUAUUCUCACUGUGGAGAGAUUGAGGCUGCAGAGACUGUGUUCAGAGAAAUGAUAUACAAGGACGCUGUUUCAUGGAAUGCAAUGAUUGAAGGAUUUGGCUCAAAUGGAAAGAUUUCCGAAGCAUUUCAUCAUUUCCAUGAAAUGCAAAUAGCGUGGUCAGUUCAACCUGACAAAGUGACUAUAAUUACCUUAAUCCCACUUUGUGCAGAAAAAAUGCUUUUGAGGGAAGGAAGAACCAUUCACGGAUUCACCAUUCGUAGGCAGAUGGGAUCAGAUUUAUCAGUAAAAAACUGCCUCAUGAGCAUGUAUUUGAGAUGCAACCGUCUAACAGAGGCUGAGCUCUUGUUCAGUUCAAUGAUAGAAAGGGACUUGGUGUCAUGGAAUACAAUGAUCUCCGGAUAUUCCCAGAAUGGCUAUUCUGGAGAAGCUCAAGAUUUAUUUAGGGAACUCCUCCGUUACAAUCCAAAAUGCAGCUUGUCAACGCUUUUAGCUGUACUCCCUUCCUGUGAUUCAUAUGAGUCUCUCCACUUUGGUAAAUCAAUUCACUGUUGGCAAUUGAAAUUGGGAUUUUCAGAUGAUAUUCUUGCAGUUAAUGCCCUCAUGUACAUGCAUAUUCAUUGUGGAGACAUGAAAGCUGCUUUCUCAUUGUUGCAGAGAAAUUUUGUAGCAGCGGAUAUUGCUUCUUGGAACACUGUAAUUGCUGGCUGCACACAGAAAGGCCAUUUCCAAGAGGCUUUAAACACUUUCAGUUUAAUGAGACAGGAAACCCAUAUCAGCCAUGAUUCUGUUACUCUUGUUAAUGUCAUAUCAGCUUGUGGGAAUCUAGAGUUGUUUUCUGAAGGGAAAUCUCUUCAUGGGCUUGCUCUCAAAUCUUUAAUGGGAUCAGAUACUCGUGUGCAGAAUGCUUUAAUUAGUAUGUAUGGCAGAUGUGGGGAUACUGACAGUGCAAGAUCAGUGUUUGAUGCCUGUCCAAAUCGUAAUUUAUGUUCAUGCAAUUGUAUGAUCUCUGCUUUUUCUCAAAACAAGGAUGCUAGAAGAGCACUGGAACUAUUCUGUGCUCUUGAAUAUGAACCUGAUGAGAUCACCUUUGUUGGAAUUCUCUCGGCUUGUACCCAACUUGGAGUUCUAAGAUAUGGAAAGGAAAUUCAUGGUCAUGUGUUACGACUUGGAUUUCAGGAGAAUCCUUUUAUUUCUGCGACUCUUCUGGAUAUGUACAGCAAUUGUGGAAGAUUGGACAUUUCAAUCCAAAUAUUUAAAAAUAUACAGGAAAAGUCUGUAGCAGCUUGGAAUUCCAUGAUUUCUGCAUAUGGAUAUCAUGGUAAUGGUAAGAAAGCAAUUGAAACGUUCCAAGAAAUGAUCAAGGAGGGAACAGUGGCGACGAAGAGCACAUUUAUAAGCCUUCUAUCAGCCUGCAGCCACUCCGGGCUUCUCGAUGAAGGUAUCUGGUAUUAUGAUCAUAUGUUCGAGGAAUAUGGAGUGGAACCUCUCACUGAGCAUCACAUUUGCAUGGUUGAUAUGCUGGGUCGAUCAGGUAAGCUCCAUCAGGCUUAUGAAUUUAUUAAGCAAAUGCAAACCCAACCUAAACCAGGUGUUUGGGGGGCUCUGCUUAGUGCUUGCUACUAUCAUGGAGAUCUUGAGAUGGGAAAAGAAGUAGCAAAACUUCUUUUUGAGUUGGAGCCUGAAAACGUUGGGUAUUACAUUUCAUUGUCGAAUAUGUAUGUUUCUGCUGGAAGCUGGAAAGACGCUGUGGAGUUAAGAAAUACAGUUCAGACUCAACGGUUAAAGAAGCCAGCAGGUUACAGUCUCGUUGAUGUUGGUUUAUGGUGAUGAGUCAUAAUUCAACAAUUCUAAGUUCUAACUUCGUGGCUUUUUCUUUUAAAUCUUUUUCCCUUUCUAA
Messenger RNA from Carya illinoinensis, 3091 nucleotides. RefSeq names its product pentatricopeptide repeat-containing protein At4g19220, mitochondrial. Gene Ontology annotation, molecular function: RNA binding; protein binding. Gene Ontology annotation, cellular component: intracellular membrane-bounded organelle. The record is from RefSeq and is a predicted model, not a curated record. Lineage: Eukaryota; Viridiplantae; Streptophyta; Magnoliopsida; Fagales; Juglandaceae. The transcript has a single exon. The coding region runs from base 145 to 3021 and encodes 958 amino acids. Gene Ontology annotation, biological process: RNA modification.